UUUUGAAGGAAGCCACUUGGUGGCGCCUCUUGCUUAUCAGAGUAUUUUGUCAGUUAAGUGUGAACUCACGACUCUGGAAAGAUUUAAAUUUUGACAUUGGCCACUCCCACCACCGCGUAUGCGCCACCAAAACACCUCCACUUUUGUUUUUAUCAACCACCCUUUUCCCAUUAUUCUCGUUCUCGAUUCUUCAAAUCCUCUCCCUUUAUUUAAAUCCAUAAUAUAUCACUCCGGGCUCUUCCUAUCUCUAUCAGCUUCUUGUGGUUUUACACGUACAGUCAAGCUUAAUUGUGAGACAAUGGUCUUGAGGAAAGACAUUGCUCUCGCAGUAUCAAUAAUAUUUGUGUUUCAGAUUCGAACGAGCUGUUCACAGAUUAACAGAGCAAGUUUCCCGGAGGGUUUCGUUUUUGGAACUGCCUCUUCUGCUUUCCAGUAUGAAGGAGCAGUGAAAGAGGAUGGAAGGGGACCGACAGUCUGGGAUACAUUUUCACAUUCUUCUGGUAAGAUAACAGACGGCAGUAACGCGGAUGUGGCUGUGGAUCAGUACCGUCUUUACCCUGAAGAUAUAGACCGUAUGAAGGACAUCGGAAUGGAUGCCUAUCGGUUUUCGAUUGCUUGGUCGAGGAUUUUCCCAAAUGGAAAGGGAGAAAUUAAUCAGGCAGGAGUUGAUCACUACAAUAGUCUCAUCAAUGCUUUACUUGCUAAAGGAAUUGAACCAUAUGUCACUCUUUACCACUGGGACCUUCCUCAGGCAUUGGAGGACGAAUACAAAGGAUGGCUUAAUCGUAGAAUCAUACAGGACUUUGCAACAUAUGCUGAGAAGUGCUUUCAGAAGUUUGGAGAUCGGGUGAAGCACUGGAUCACAUUUAAUGAGCCACAUACAUUUUCUGUACAAGGCUAUGAUGUGGGUCUGGAGGCACCUGGACGGUGUUCAAUCUUCAAUCGAAUGUUCUGCAGGGCUGGGAACUCUGCAACUGAACCUUAUAUUGUUGCCCACAAUGUUCUCCUUGCUCAUGGAACAGCAGCAGAUAUAUACAGGAAAAAGUACCAGCCAGAACAACAUGGAUCAGUUGGGAUAUCAUUUGAUGUUAUUUGGUUUGAACCUGCAUCAAAUUUCACUGAAGAUAUCAUAGCAACACAAAGAGCUCAAGAUUUUCAGCUUGGCUGGUUUCUUGACCCUGUGAUGUUUGGGGACUAUCCAAGCACAAUGAGAAGUAGAGUAGGAAGCCGGCUGCCAAGAUUUUCUAAAUCUGAGGCUGCACUUGUCAAGGGCUCUAUAGAUUUUGUUGGAAUCAAUCACUACACCACGUUCUAUGCUUCAAAUGAUUCAUUGAAUAUAGUUGGAGCUGUGCUGAAUGACUCCCUUGCAGAUUCCGGUGCCAUUACCCUUCCUAUUGCACUUGGGAAACCAAUUCCAGACAGGGCAAAUUCAAUAUGGUUGUAUAUAGUGCCUCAUGGAAUGAGAAGCUUAAUGAAUUACAUCAAGCAUAAGUAUGGGAAUCCUCCAGUCAUUAUCACUGAAAAUGGAAUGGAUGAUCCAAAUGACCAAUUUCUUCCCAUCAAAGAUGCUUUGAAAGAUGAGAAAAGAAUCAAAUAUCAUAAUGACUAUUUAAAAAACUUGCUAGCUGCUAUCAAAGAAGAUGGCUGCAAUGUGAAAGGUUACUUUGCAUGGUCUUUAUUGGAUAACUGGGAGUGGGCAGCAGGAUACACCUCAAGAUUUGGUCUAUAUUUUGUUGAUUAUAAUGACAAACUGAAGAGGUACCCAAAGGACUCUGUUCAAUGGUUUAAGAAAUUCUUGGCUUCUUCAUAAACAGAGAAAAUUGAAGCAGAUACUGAACUUCACAUUUUUAAACAAAGAUGUGCUGCCUGAGGCAAUAUAUGUUUCUAUAUAAAUAUGCCAUUCUGAAUUGCUGACACUAGAGGAACAAUCACACACAAAGCAAGAAAAAUCCACAAAAUAUAACGAAUUUAUGUGAUUUACUCAUUCUACUCUGUCAAACAUGUUUUUCAUUGCAAGACCAAUAAAAUUGGCCUCUUUAUCGUCUA
This is a messenger RNA of Mangifera indica (mango), 2046 nucleotides long. RefSeq names its product beta-glucosidase 40-like. The coding region runs from base 119 to 1810 and encodes 563 amino acids. The transcript has 13 exons. The record is from RefSeq and is a predicted model, not a curated record. Lineage: Eukaryota; Viridiplantae; Streptophyta; Magnoliopsida; Sapindales; Anacardiaceae. Gene Ontology annotation, molecular function: beta-glucosidase activity. Gene Ontology annotation, biological process: carbohydrate metabolic process.